AUGUCUCUACUUCCUCCCGAGGUCCACUCCGCGCUGGGCCAGCUACUGCGCGCCCUGUCCACCGCCGAUAACACCGUCCGCACCCAGGCCGAAGAACAGCUGAAUAAUGACUGGGCUCUGAACCGUCCCGAUGUCUUGUUGAUGGGUUUGGUGGAGCAGAUUCAGGCUGCUGAGGACACAAUAACACGCACAUUCGCUGCAGUGCUUUUCCGAAGAAUAGCCACCAAGACACGAAAAGAUGCCGUUACCAACGAAGCCAAGGAACUCUUUUCGACCCUUACCGGAGAACAGCGAUUGGUUAUCCGUCAGAAGCUGGUGUCUUGUUUGACCGGCGAAUCGGUCACUGACGUUCGGAAGAAGAUUGGCGAUGCCGUGGCCGAAAUCGCGAGACAAUACACCGACAACGGAGACCAAUGGCCCGAGCUACUCGGCGUUCUAUUCCACGCCAGUCAAUCCCCCGACGAUGCAGGAUUGCGCGAAACCGCUUUCCGCAUCUUUUCUACCACUCCCGGCGUUAUCGAGAAGCAGCAUGAAGAUGCCGUCUUGGGCGUUUUUGGCAAGGGUUUUAAGGAUGACAAUCCUUCGGUGCGCAUCGCGGCCAUGGAAGCUUUCGCCGCUUUCUUCCGUUCGAUCUCCAAGAAGUCCCAGCCCAAGUUUUUCCCCCUCAUGCCCGACCUGCUCAACGUUCUGCCCCCUCUGAAGGAGUCGCAGGACAGCGACGAGCUCUCCUCGUCCUUUGUGGCUCUCAUUGAGCUCGCGGAAAUCUGCCCGAAGAUGUUUAAGGGCAUGUUCAACAACCUGCUCAAGUUCAGCGUUAGCGUUAUUGCCGACAAGGAACUUAGUGACCAAGCCCGCCAGAACGCUUUGGAAUUGAUGGCCACCUUCGCCGACUACGCACCUAACACAUGCAAGAAGGAUCCCGAGUUCGCACAGGAGAUGGUUACGCAGUGUCUUAGCUUGAUGACCGACAUUGGAAUCGACGAUGAUGAUGCUGAGGAGUGGAACGCCUCCGAAGACCUUGACCUCGAGGAAAGCGACCUCAACCACGUCGCCGGUGAGCAGUGCAUGGACCGUUUGGCCAACAAGCUCGGUGGUCAGGUUAUUCUCCCUGCCACUUUCUCAUGGAUCCCCCGGAUGAUGUCUUCCUCCGCUUGGCGUGACCGCCACGCGGCCCUGAUGGCCAUUUCCGCCAUCUCUGAAGGAUGCCGCGAUCUAAUGGUUGGCGAGCUCGACCAGGUGUUGGCGCUCGUUGUCCCCGCCCUCCAAGACCCUCACCCUCGUGUCCGAUACGCUGGAUGUAACGCUCUGGGUCAGAUGAGUACCGACUUCGCCGGUACGAUGCAGGAGAAGUACCACGCAAUUGUGUUGAGCAACAUCAUCCCCGUUCUUAACAGCGCAGAGCCUCGCGUUCAGGCCCACGCUGCCGCGGCUCUGGUCAACUUCUGUGAGGAGGCAGAGAGGAAGGUCCUUGAGCCAUACCUGGCCGAUCUUCUUCAGCACCUCCUGCAGCUCUUGCGUAGCUCCAAGCGGUACGUUCAAGAGCAAGCUCUGUCGACCAUUGCCACCAUUGCGGACUCUGCCGAGACUGCUUUCGCUCACUACUACGACACCCUGAUGCCUCUGCUGUUCAACGUCUUGAAGGAAGAACAGUCCAAGGAGUACCGUUUGCUGCGUGCUAAGGCCAUGGAGUGCGCCACGCUCAUUGCGCUGGCCGUGGGUAAGGAGAAGAUGGGCCAAGACGCCCUGAAUCUGGUGCAGCUGCUUGGUCACAUCCAGCAAAACAUCGUCGAUGCAGAUGACCCGCAGUCGCAGUACCUGCUCCACUGCUGGGGCCGCAUGUGCCGUGUCCUGGGCCCUGACUUUGUCCCAUACCUCCCUGGCGUUAUGCCACCGCUCUUGGCUGUUGCAGCUGCCAAGGCUGAUAUCCAGCUUCUGGACGACGAAGACCAGAUUGACCAGGUCGAGCAAGAUGAGGGCUGGGAGUUGGUGCCGCUCAAGGGCAAGGUCAUCGGUAUCAAGACCAGCGCCUUGGAGGACAAGAACACCGCUAUUGAGUUGAUCACCAUUUACGCUCAGAUCCUGGAGGCUGCGUUUGAGCCGUAUGUGCUGGAGACUAUGGAAAAGAUUGCCGUCCCGGGACUUGCUUUCUUCUUCCACGACCCUGUGCGGGUGUCGUCGGCUAAGCUCAUUCCUCAGCUGCUGAACUCGUACAAGAAGGCCCACGGUGACCAGUCGCCUGGGUUCGCAGAGAUGUGGAACAAGGUUGGCGAGAAGAUUGUCGAGGUGCUGAGCGCAGAACCCACGGUGGACACCCUGGCAGAGAUGUACCAGUGCUUCUACGAGUCGGUCGAAGUGGUGGGCAAGAACUCCCUGACUCAACAGCAUAUGCAGGCCUUUAUCGAUUCGGCCAAGUCGACUUUGGAAGACUACCAGCUGCGUGUGAAGGCUCGUCUUGAGGACCAGGCCGAUGCGGAAGAGGGUGAGGAGGACCUCGAAUAUGAAUACGCUGUGGAGGAUGACCAGAACCUGCUCAGCGACAUGAACAAGGCAUUCCACACCAUCUUCAAGAACCAAGGCAACACAUUCCUGCCAUCAUGGCAGCGCCUCCUUCCCUUCUAUGAUGCAUUCAUCACCAGCGCCGACCCGACACAACGGCAAUGGGCUCUGUGCAUCAUGGACGAUGUGCUGGAGUUCUGCGGUGCUGAGGCUUGGAACUACAAGGACCACAUCAUGCAGCCCUUGGCCGCGGGCCUGCAGGACGAGAACGCUGCCAACCGGCAAGCGGCGGCCUAUGGUGUUGGUGUUGCCGCACAGAAGGGUGGCCCCGCCUGGGGUGACUUUGUUGCAGCCAGUAUCCCCAGUCUGUUCCAGGUAACGCAGAUUCACCAGUCUCGGACAGAAGAGCACGUUUUCGCGACGGAGAACGCGUCGGCCAGUAUUGCCAAGAUCUUGCACUUUAACGGUAGCAAGGUGCAGAACCCUCAGGAGAUUGUGGCGAAUUGGAUCACCACCCUUCCCAUCACGUUUGACGAGGAGGCAGCACCGUAUGCCUACUCGUUCCUUGCACAAUUGAUCGAACAACAAAACCCGGUCGUGCUUUCUGCUGCCGACAAGGUGUUUGGGUACAUCGUGCAGGCCCUGGAAGCCGAGACGCUGCAAGGCCAGACCGCCGCACGCGUGGCCACCUCUGCAAAGAAACUCGUGGCCGCCACGGGACUGAACGCAGAUCACAUUCUUUCGGGUGUGAAUCCGGAUAACCAGGCCGCGGUCCGGAACUACUUCCAGUGA
Messenger RNA from Aspergillus chevalieri, 3288 nucleotides. RefSeq names its product nuclear import receptor PSE1. Lineage: Eukaryota; Fungi; Ascomycota; Eurotiomycetes; Eurotiales; Aspergillaceae. The transcript has 6 exons. Gene Ontology annotation, biological process: protein import into nucleus. Gene Ontology annotation, cellular component: nucleus; cytoplasm. The record is from RefSeq and is a predicted model, not a curated record. Bases 1 to 3288 code for a protein of 1095 amino acids. Gene Ontology annotation, molecular function: nuclear import signal receptor activity; small GTPase binding.